AUGCAUACCACAAAAGGGGCAGAGGGCAUCCCAGCUAUCAAAGUGAGUACCCCUGAAUAUCUCUUACAAAACCGCGCAUGGCAUUUGCUCAUCUGCCGAUGUAGCAUUGACACGAAUGCCCUGCUUCGGAGGCUAGCUCUGCUAGAGAAGAGGCUGGACAACCAAGGAGCGGCGAGUGUCGAUACCCUCCAGGAUCACGAAACGCUGCCAGACAUCAAUUUCGAGUCGCCGCAGCUCAGUCCGCAAGAGAGCUCGCCACAUCAAGAGCCGGGUCACAAUACCGAUGAGCAAGUGCAGGUUCCAAAGGCAUCUUCUGCUAGCCCAGCAUCUUUGCGACGCAACGUCUCGCCAAAGCAGCCAUAUGCAUUGAAGACAGCAAGACACAAGAACUCGCAAAUGCAGGCUGCAUCUCAUGUUCUGAGCAAACCUGAAUUGCCAACUUUCGGGGCGUUGGAUUCAUCGCCACGAGAGACGCAGAAUCCAUCUCCGCUGCCACCAACCACUUCUGCACCUUAUCCAAGAAAGUAUCGUGAUUAUCCGAACUUGGUACAGGGCAAUUGCAACCUUGGAACGGACUCUGGGAAAGAAGGGCCGUUCGAUUUGCUCAGUGAGGCCGACGCCCGCUCGCUGUUCGAGACCUAUCUCACAUAUGUCCACCCUCAGUAUCCAUUCCUCUGUAAAACGGAGCUAGACAAGUUCUACAGCGCGUGGAAGGCGGGGCGUUUGGGUACUGAACUCGACGAUUUUCAACAAUGUGUGUUUUGCAUGGUAUUAAGCAUAGGCGCACUAAUCUUUGAUGGUAACACGCGACAGAAUCCCACGCGUACCGAGGUACUUUAUGCCCACGUCGAAAAGUAUUACCUUCCAAAGCUGUUUUCUGGCAAGGACCUGGUGAGAGAAACCGUGUUCCUGCUUCUGCUCACCAUGCAUGCCUUGCACAGCUCAUCUUCAAAUGCUAUCAUACAACACACUUCUGCCGCCACUCGUACUGCCAUCACCGCAGGGCUACAUCGCAAGUCGUCACGCAAGGAUAGGUCUCUGCACGAACAUUCACAGUCAGAGCAGAUGAGGAGACGCAUAUGGUGGUGCUGCUAUGGUCUUGAUCGCGGGGUUGCCAUAGCCUUUGGGCAUCCUGUCUCUAUCCCGGACGAAUUCAUCACUGUGCAGAUGUUUUCCGUCAACCCUAGAUUGACACCAGAGGCCAUCACCCCACCCGAGAGCCAAGACUUCGCCACUCAAUGUGAAAAGAGCGAGGUUUGUGUUGCGCAUCAUUUGACAUAUGGAAGAAAAAUACAGUCGCGGAUCAUCAGCACGUGUUCGAGCCCCUCAUUGGGACCGUCCACGUCACAGUUGGCGUUGGACCGGAUGCGCUCCCAAUUCUGCCAGGAGUUGGAAGAAUGGCAAGCAUCCAUACCCAUGCCUACCGACAAGCCAGGAUAUGGUGGUCGGAACUGGUUCAGAAUGGUGGCUUAUUACAGUAUCGUUGGACUCGCAUCGGGCUCCAACGACGAGGUACGACAUGCAGUGGGCGCCAAAGCAAUUAUCGCUUGUUGCAAUGCCUGCAUCACGUUCCAGCAGAUACAAAGAAGCCGGCAGAUUGCCCACUCCUGGCUUGCAGUGUUGUCACAAUUCCAAGCAGGUAUCACGAUUCUGUAUUGUUUCUGGACUACCCCGCCGCAUAUGAGGUCUGACGAAUUUGAGCCGUCAUAUGCAUCGAGAGGAGUUCGUACGUGCUCAAAUAAUUUAGUUCUCUUGGCCGAAAGGUGGCGAGAGGCAGAACCAUACCGCGAUGCGUUUGAGAUUGUCUCAAAGUUGGUCCCGCUAACCAACGAUCUCUCGGCAUCUAUUUAUAAAUGGCCACUACCCAGAGACUUGGAAGACUUGGGAAAACUUGUGGAACAAGUAAGGUAUCUUGGUGCGCAUUAUCGAACUAUCGACAUGAUUGAAGAAAUUCUCCGCCAAAAGCGGCCGGUAUGGGCCGUUGGCAACCGCCGCACUGCCCAUCAACCACUCAUCAAUUCGACUGUGGCGGGUUCUCAGCCGUCGCCUCCAGCCCACCGACAAGAGGACUUUGGAGGACGAUUCCAUGAAGGACUAGAGCCGGGUACUUGGUACAAUGAGCAAAUGGACUUUGGGCAGGAGUACUUUGGUUUGGGAGAUCCUUGGGUCAAUCCUGAUAAUUGA
Pestalotiopsis fici W106-1 is the source of this 2184-nucleotide messenger RNA. RefSeq lists its product as uncharacterized. The record is from RefSeq and is a predicted model, not a curated record. The transcript has 3 exons. Lineage: Eukaryota; Fungi; Ascomycota; Sordariomycetes; Amphisphaeriales; Sporocadaceae. The coding region runs from base 1 to 2184 and encodes 727 amino acids. Gene Ontology annotation, molecular function: zinc ion binding; sequence-specific DNA binding; DNA-binding transcription factor activity, RNA polymerase II-specific. Gene Ontology annotation, biological process: DNA-templated transcription; positive regulation of transcription by RNA polymerase II.